AUGAAUUACUUAGAAAAAUUAUGUGAUAAAGUAUGUAAACGUUUUUCAUUAAAAUGUUGUUUUUCAAAUUAUCAUAAGAACGUUAUAUAUUUCAACGAUGAUUUUAAAGAGUUACCUUCAUGCGAGAAAUAUAAAAAACUGGAUGAUGCAUUACAGAACAACACUGAAAGUGAUAAUUAUUGUAAGUGUAUAUGCUGUGUAGAUUGUUCUGAUUAUGGCGAACAUGUUAAAAAUUGCUGUAAAAAUGGUGUUACAAAUAAUUGUACUGUUAAUUGCAAUGGUGGUUGUACUAAAGAGACAUCUAAAGUAAUACUAACUGAAAAAUAUAGAAAACCUUGUAACAAUAUAUGCAAGAUAUCAAUAAAAUUAUCUACUAUUCUGAGUAAUGAAAAUAAUAUCCGUGAACGUUGUUCCUAUUAUAAUUAUUGGGCAUUUGAGCAAUUAUGGAAAGAAUCCAAUACAAACUCUGAUUCUAGUCCUAAUUCUAACGUAAAAAAUAGUCUUACAGAUUGUGAUAUGGUUAUACUACAGAAAAUAAUUGGGGGCAUAAACUGCAAAAAUGAUGUAAACCAUGAAUCUUGUUACUUUUAUUUUGAUGGCACUUUCAGUGAAUGGAAAAAGGAGAAAUAUAUGCAUGAUUAUUUUAAAAACUUUGAUCAUCUUAAAGAAAAAACUAAGAUUAAACCUGAAAAUAAGAAAUACUGUGAACACGUUUCUGCGAUUGCUCCACUGUAUAUAGAUUAUUUAAGUGAAUGCUGCACGUAUUUUUUCUUUGGUUAUCAUUGGGAUCAUUGUCCAAAUUUUUUUAAAUGUGAUAAAAAUUUAAAUCCUUAUAAAUUACUUAAGGAAUUUAAUUGCAGUGGUGAAUCCCUACCUCAAUAUCCAGAAAGUUUAGUACAAUCAUUAAUUAUUGAUCGGAGUGUCAUACUUAGAAGUCGAAAGAGAGGAUGCAGAGGAUUAACAUGUGAUCCUUUUUACAUGACUAUAUUGCUUGCUUUCAUAGUUUUGGGAAUAUUCUACGUGUUCUUUUUCCUUUACAAAGUAUAA
Molecule: messenger RNA, 1047 nt
Organism: Plasmodium cynomolgi strain B
Lineage: Eukaryota; Apicomplexa; Aconoidasida; Haemosporida; Plasmodiidae
Product: VIR-like CYIR protein
Exons: 2
Coding region: 1-1047 (348 amino acids)
Source: RefSeq, a predicted model, not a curated record